Adelges cooleyi (spruce gall adelgid) is the source of this 1965-nucleotide messenger RNA. RefSeq lists its product as uncharacterized. The record is from RefSeq and is a predicted model, not a curated record. The transcript is spliced from 4 exons. NCBI's taxonomy places the organism in Eukaryota, Metazoa, Arthropoda, Insecta, Hemiptera, Adelgidae. The coding region runs from base 371 to 1477 and encodes 368 amino acids.
ACACUGCCCGACUCGUAAGUAUUAGGCAUAUGAAUUGGCCAGUGGCCUGUACCUAUUACCAUAUUUUAUUAUAUUUUAUUUGUAAAUUGUAAUUGUAAUCUUAAAAUAAUGUUCGACUUCGGACACGAAAGUGUCAAUACAAACAUAACUAUUAAAGUAUCGAUUAUCGUAUAGUUUUUAUUUGUGUAUACAUAUACACUUUUAUAUAUAAAAUAAAAGCAACAACGAUAUCUGUUUGGGUACUUAUUUAUUUGAAUAAUUUCAUUCAAGUGAUAACCUGAGAGUGAUGAAGGUUCGUAAUUUUUUAUUGUUUAGUGCUACCUGUUAAAUUUUCAGUCGUUGGUUCAUUAUUUUAUUUCCGUUAUAAAUAAUGCCUCGUGUGUGUUGUAUUGUGGAUUGUCGAACUGGACGCAAACACAAUACUGAAAAAGUUUCAACUUUUUCCUUUCCUAAAAAUGAAGUCAUGUAUGAAAAAUGGAUUGAAGCAAUACCUCCAGAAAAAUUAAGGCGUUGUAAAAAGUUAACCAUUUGUGCAAAGCAUUUUACUGAUGACCAAAUUGUUAGAACAUGGACUUCAGGAACUGGUCGGACACAAAUAGUCAUAGAUUUGCAGAUGCCAAAGCUGAAAAAAGAUGCAGUACCUUGUAUAUUUUUUGAGAAUAAAUCUAAUGUAAAUCCAGUUUUGCCCCCGAGCUCACAAGAGGAUGACAAUUUAAUUGAUAUAGUAGAAGUUGAUUACGAAACGUUUAUACCAACAUCUAUAAAGGAAGAACCAGAUACAGAAACUUCUGAACCUGAACAAUUUCAUUCAGUGACACCAGAGCAAAUUUUUGAAAACAUAUGUUCUAAUAUUACGAAUAUUAUGCUGCCAAUUAAUUGGAAGUAUGAAGUGUAUAGAGCAAAGAAGCAAUAUAUUACAUUUUACACAGUUACACCAAAGGACACUGAAUUGGGAGUUUUGAUUGAAAAAGAAAUUAUUUUACAAAGUGAUAUGGUUAUUACAUUGAAGGUAUAUAAUACAAGUUUUGAUUUACAAGGUUUAUCCUCAGAUUCAAAAGUUUCAUCUAUUGACGAGCUGUUAUCAGUUUUGACGGUUGUGAAUGCCAAAAGAGUAUGUGCUGGCGGACCUUUGGCUCAAGAAUUUAAUGGAAUAACAGUCAGUUGUGCCAGUACAGAUGUUCAGAACCGCUGGAGACAUGAUAAUUGUCCGUAUUUGUUUGACACAUUACUCAACAUUAGAUGCAAUUUUUGCAAAAGACUAAGAGCUACAUUCCGUACGCAAAAAUCAAGAUUAUCUGCAGGUCAGUCUUCCACAACAGUAUCUUCACUAACAAAUAAAAGUAAAUUGGACAAGUGUCGACAUAAAGCUCGCAUUUUACAAAAACAAAACUUGAGAGCCAAGCACAGAAUUAAGAUUUUACAAAAUCAGUUAAAUGAAGCCAAAGAACAACUUAAGAGUUGUCAAACCACUUGCUAGAGGAUCUUACUAUUACUCUUUAAUUUGCAAAUAUAUAUUUAUUAUAACAAAGAAAUGGAAUUCUUUUUAAAUCCAAUUUUAAAAAACAAUUCUUUUUAAUAAUUGUUAUUUGUGUUCAACAUUUUCAUUGUUUGUAAUUAUUCUUUUUCUAGAUAUUUGUGCAAUAUAUUUAAUUAAGUUUUAAGACUGUAGUGAAAUACAUAAGUGUUGUAGCAUUUUAAGUUUAGCAUAGAUAUAUUAUGGAAUUUUAAACCUCGCCUAAGCCGUUCUUCUAAUACAAUGAAUGCAUGAUAAUUAUUGUUUAUUGAAAAACGGUAAAUAUUGAGUACAAAUAUGUUACAGCAUAGAGAUAUAUUUUCUAAAAAAAUUGUAUGUGUAUUUUAUUUUUAUGUUUAACAGCACUUUAAAAACCAAAGAGAAAGUUUUUUUAACAUUUAUUUACAGGGAUUAUGUAUCACUAAUAUUAUUAUUAAAUAUGUUAUAACGCA